Messenger RNA from Lizanozyma spartinae, 795 nucleotides. It is a transcript of the gene AQY1, whose product is annotated as Aqy1p. Gene Ontology annotation, biological process: transmembrane transport. Bases 1 to 795 code for a protein of 264 amino acids. Gene Ontology annotation, molecular function: water channel activity. NCBI's taxonomy places the organism in Eukaryota, Fungi, Ascomycota, Pichiomycetes, Serinales, Debaryomycetaceae. The record is from RefSeq and is a predicted model, not a curated record. Gene Ontology annotation, cellular component: plasma membrane. The transcript has a single exon.
AUGGCUAACGAUCCUGAAUCUCAAUCUCCUGAGGUCUACACCAAGCCUCGGAUCCCAACUAACUCUGCUAUCCAAAACCAUUUGGUGGCCUUCUUGGGUGAAUUUGUUGGUACCUUUUUGUUCUUAUGGACUGCUUACAUGAUUGCUCAAGUUGCCAACCAUGACCCUGCUAUUCCAAAGACUGGUGAGGGUUCCACCCCAGCCAGAAUAAUUAUGAUCGCCUUUGGUUUCGGUUUCGGUGUUAUGUUUUCUGUUUUCAUUUUUUUCAGAGUCUCUGGUGGUAACUUGAACCCUGCCGUCACUCUUACCUUGGUUUUGGCCCAAGCUAUUCCUCCAAUUAGAGGUGUUGUUAUGUUUAUCGCUCAACUUCUCGGUGGUUUGGCUGCUGGUGGUAUGGCUGCUGCUUUGACACCAGGUAAGGUUUUGUUUGCCAACGCUUUAGGUGGUGGUUGUUCUAUUGCUAGAGGUGUUUUCAUUGAAAUGUUCGCUACUUCUAUCUUGUGUACCACUGUCUUAUUCCUUGCUGUUGAAAAGCAAAGAGCUACCUUUAUGGCACCAUUCGUCAUUGGUGUCGCUUUGUUUGUUGGUCACUUGAUCAGUAUUUACUACACUGGUGCCGGUUUGAACCCUGCUAGAUCAUUGGGUGCUGCUGUCGCUGCUGCUUACUUCCCAGGUUACCACUGGAUCUACUGGGUUGGUCCAUUCUUGGGCUCUUUUAUCUCUGCCACUUGUUGGUAUGUUUUCAAGAUGUUGAACUACGAGGAUACCAACCCUGGUCAAGACGCUGACCAGUAA